AUGAUUGGUGAUCGGGGGGGCAAUGGGGGCAGAUUUACUGCGUCAGAUUUACUGCGUCACGCGGUGGGAUGGUGCGUAAACUCGAUCCUACUUCCGCAGGGCUCCAGGCACAUGAAGUGGGUGAGCGGGGUGCCCUGGACGCUCUGGACCUCGAACUCGACGAUGACGCCGUCCACGGCCUUGACGGCGGCCAGGGCCUUGUCCAGGGCGUCCAGCGACGGGACCUUGAGGGCCAGGUGGUGCAGGCCGACGUUGCCCUUCCGGUCGAACGGGACCGGGGCGUCCGUCUGGGCCUUCCACACAGUCAGCAUCACGGCGCCGUCCGACAGGAAGACCGACGGGUACUCCGGCACGCCGCCCACACGCUUGAAGCCCACCGCCUCGAAGAACGACACCGUCUUCUCCACGUCGCCGACCGUCAGCCCGACGUGGCUCGUUCCGCACGUUAACGCCAUUGUGUUGAUUUUGUUUAAUUGGCACCGGGAACACCGCAAGGAGCGUGCCGCCUUUUUAUACCGCCUCGCCGUCCAUGGUCGGUUGCUUAUAGACAGCACCUACAAUACGUGCGUGCUGUAG
This is a messenger RNA of Chondrus crispus (carragheen), 576 nucleotides long. RefSeq lists its product as hypothetical. NCBI's taxonomy places the organism in Eukaryota, Rhodophyta, Florideophyceae, Gigartinales, Gigartinaceae. The transcript has a single exon. The record is from RefSeq and is a predicted model, not a curated record. Bases 1 to 576 code for a protein of 191 amino acids.